Messenger RNA from Acinonyx jubatus (cheetah), 2056 nucleotides. It is a transcript of the gene ATP6V1G3, whose product is annotated as ATPase H+ transporting V1 subunit G3. Gene Ontology annotation, biological process: proton transmembrane transport. Lineage: Eukaryota; Metazoa; Chordata; Mammalia; Carnivora; Felidae. Gene Ontology annotation, molecular function: proton-transporting ATPase activity, rotational mechanism. Gene Ontology annotation, cellular component: vacuolar proton-transporting V-type ATPase complex. Bases 136 to 492 code for a protein of 118 amino acids. The record is from RefSeq and is a predicted model, not a curated record. The transcript is spliced from 4 exons.
AUUUGGGAACAAACACCUGUGUUUAGAACUCGCUGUUGACACAACAAUCUGAGUUAUGUGGUGAUUUCUUAAAGGAUAAAUAGAUGUGCCACUUCCCGGAUUUCACAGAAGCCACCUAACUCGAAGCAGGCUGCCAUGACCAGCCAGUCUCAGGGGAUCCACCAGCUCCUUCAGGCAGAAAAAAGGGCCAAGGACAAGCUAGAGGAAGCCAAGAAGAGGAAAGAGAAGCGAUUGAAGCAAGCUAAGGAGGAAGCCAUGGCAGAAAUUAACCAGUACAGAAUGCAGAGAGAUAAGGAGUUUCGACUGAAACAAUCUAAGGUAAUGGGGUCUCAAAGUAAUCUCUCAGAGGAAGUAGACGAGCGAACACUCGGGAAGAUACAAGAAUUGAAUGGAAGCUACAACAAGUACAUGGAAGUCAUGCUGAAACAGCUUUUGAACAUGGUUUGCGACGUGAAGCCGGGAAUCCACGUAAACUACAGAGCUACCCACUAAACGUGCACCCUACUGCUCAAUAAAUGGGUCACCGUAUUUGGAGGUGGGCCAUUUAAUAAGUAAUUGAGUCAGGAGAGUGGAGCCCUUGUGAUUAGAAUUCGUGCCCCUAUAAGACACCAGAGAGCUAGUUCACUCAGAGAGGAGAAGUUGGCAAUCUGCAACCCGGAAGAGGGCUCUCACCAGCCCCUGACCAUGCUGGUACCCUAAUCUCAGACUUCCAGCCUCUAGAACUAUGAAAAGUAAAUUUUUUGUUAUUUAUAAGCCACCCAGUGUGUUUGGUACUUGGUUAUAGCAGCCCCCGCCCCAAACUGAUGCAAACAGUAUGCCAUUAGCCCAGCCACCUAGACGGUAAUCACUGAAUUCUUUUUAGGUACUGGGCACUUUAAGUACAACGUAUGAAUUAUCUUGAUCCCAUUAUUGUGUGUUGUGUUAGCACGCAUCCCUGUUUUACAAAAUGGGAAAUAGCAAUUAAGGAACUUGUCCGCAGUUGCUUGAAUGACAGUGACGUGGGACUUCCAGUCUGGCCAAGGACUCCAAUGUCCUCACCCUUCAUUACUUACUCCCCGAAAAGUUUCUGUAUUUACAUCAUUAAGAAUCUCUGAGUACUCUGCUUUUCCAAGAAUAUAUGCAGACAAAAUUUAGUCCCAGUUGAAACAAAAUUUAACUGGUAAAUUUUAAUCAUUACCAAGUUAUUCAAUUCCAAAUAUAGACUAAAAUUAUUCUAAAUGAUCACUGUUUUAGAUUAACCUACACUAGAUGUAGGUCCCCCUCUAGCAGACAAAAUUAAAAUUUUACCACAUAGUCUUAAAUCUCAGAAACAUUCAAUUUUAUAUUGACAUUGGGCAAACGGAUGAAAAAUUUAAUAUCAUUUGUUUUUCCCAACUUGUUGGGCAAGGAAACCCAAACAGGUUAGUUUUUUUAAAAUUUCAAAUAGAUUUCUCUGUUUUCCAGAAAGACAACUGAUUCUCCAAUUAAUGACCAGAAGGGUAUCGACCUUUCCUAGGAAUGAUGUCCUUUAGUUUUGGGGGGUAGAGGGGGAACGAAGGUAAGACAUCAAGUAAAGUUGCCUCCCUCAAAUGAGGACAGCCAUGGAGGAUUUCCAUUUUAACACAGAUUUGGAGAUUUUGAUUACUCCUUCAGAGGUGAGUUAUGUAAAACAAUGACCAAAACUGCACUUUUGAAAAAUUGCCAUGUGAAAAGAUAAUUCUAAAAGACAUAGCCUUGUGAUUUGCCUUACAUAUCUUACCUCAUGAAAAAUAUCUUAAAUACCUUAUUAUGAAAACUAUCGAGAUGUCAAUUUUCUGUGUAAGAAAAGCUUGAAUAUGUAAUCUGGAACACACAAGUUGAUAAUAAAUUCCUGAGCCUACACGGGAUGGUUUUUUUAGGCUUACAUGCAAUAGAAAUACACUAAAAUCGGUAGAGGAUUUUUCUCAGCAGUAAAGGAGCUACGACAGCCGGAAGACAGUGGUGAAGAUUGGGUGUCACUAGCCUGUGUGUCUGAUCCUGGCUGUGCCCCACACUCUCUAUGUCCUGUUGGCAACUUACUCAAUCUCGCUGGUCUCAG